GUGACACCCGCCGUCAUGCUGGACGAGAAGAUCGAGAUGCCCGCCACGCUGGCGCCGCCUUGGCCGACGGCCGCCAAGCCGCGAGUCGCCGUCGGCAGCACCGUGUCGGACGAGGGCUGUUCGCCGCGCUGCUCGCCGUCAAGCAGCCCCAGCCCCAGCAGCGAGGAGGAGGCGUGGCGCUGGCCCGGGGCGGACGUCAAGGACCCCAAGGAGGACCUCGGAGACACCAGGGCGCGGUGCUGCAGCUCCGACUCGGCCAUCGCGCUGCACGACGAGGACGCCGCACCGACGUGGCCCCACGACACGCACGGCACCGACUCGGACCUGCAGCGCGACGUCGACGACGCGGAGGACGUGGACGACGACAUCCCCGCCGGCAGCGACGCGUCCUACCAGGGCGACAAGCAGCAGCGGGUCGCGGUGCCCAUUGCCUCACCGGCGGCCGGCGACGAAGGCGUGUUCGACGACCCGUGGCGCUCGGCGCACCCCUCGCUGGCGGAACUGAAAGGCCUCAGCCUGGACGACGUGCGGUGGUCGCGCUUCACAGAGCUCCAGGAUGGCACCGUGGACGAGGACGCCGAGGUGGAGGCGCUGGUGGCGGACGGUUGCGACGAGCGCGGCCGCCGCGUCAAAGUGUUCUCGUUCGACUCGUACGACUCGGGGGUGUCCGUGUCCGCGCUACGGAGGGCGUCGACGCAGAGCGCGGGCGCGGCCGAGGACGACGCGCACCCGCCGUACCGCUACUGGCGCACCCCGUCCGUCGUCGUGAGCGACUACUCCGACGACCUGUCUUCCUUCCCGGGCUCCGCCGUCACCCUGGAGGAGAUCGAGCUCUUCCGGUCGCAGUACGCGGCGCGCAUCGCGGCCGGCGACGCGACGGACUUGUCGUCCACGGACGUGUCGCGGACGUCGUCCUGCGCCAACCUGCAGCAGCUGGACGCGGACUACGCGCUGCGCUGCUGGGGCUCCAGGAAGUCGUCGUACUGCUCCACGUGCUCGACGCUCAGCGGGGACGAGGACGCCGCCAACUGCGACAACCAGCUGGAGGCGGUGCGCACCAGAACCAAGCCCUCUGGCUGGAGGAAGAUCCGGAACAUCGUCACCUGGUCGCCCUUCGUCCAGAACUACAAGAACCAGCAGUACUUCUGGGUGCAGCUCGCCGGACACCAAGGCAACUUCCGAGCCGGCCCCACCCCCGGCACCAUCCUCAAGAAGGUGUGCACCGCGGAGGAGCUGGCGUUCAAGGCCCUCAUGAAGGACAUGCUCAAGCCCUACGUGCCCGACUACAAGGGCCAGAUCACCUCCGAGGAGGGAGAUUCUUAUCUGCACCUGCAAGAUCUCCUGAGCGAGUUCAACAAGCCGUGCGUCAUGGACUGUAAGAUGGGCGUGCGGACGUACCUGGAGGACGAGCUGAACAAGGCGCGCGGCAACCAGAAGCUGCGCAAGGACAUGUACGAGAAGAUGAUCGCCGUCAACCCGGACGAGCCCACCGAGGACGAGCGCAGGGCGGGCGGCGUCACCAAGACGAGGUACAUGGUGUUCCGUGAGACCAUGUCGUCGACGGCCACGCUGGGCUUCCGCAUCGAGGGCCUCAAGAAGAGCGACGGCCAGUCCAGCAAGGACUUCAAGACGACCAAGGACCGCGAGCAGAUCAAGAAGGCGUUCCGGGAGUUCACCCGGGGCUGCCCCCACGCCGUGAGCCGAUACAUCCAGCGACUCCGCGCCAUCAAAGCCACGCUCGAGGUGUCCGAGUUCUUCGCGACGCACGAGGUGAUUGGCAGCUCGCUGCUGUUCGUGCACGACGCCGACAAGGCCAACAUCUGGCUCAUCGACUUCGCCAAGUCGCGGCUGCUGCCGCCCGGAGUGGCGCCGAUCACGCACAACGCGCCCUGGAUCGAGGGCAACCACGAGGACGGCUACCUCAUCGGCCUGCGCAACCUCAUCGACAUCUUCACCGAGAUGGAGCUUAGCCCCGAGUCGCCGCCCACGCCGCCGCCCGAGCCGUCCACCUCGUCGUCGUCGUCCUCGGGUUCGGCGCCGUCCUCGGCCCCCGGCUCGGCCGACAGCAGCCCCCCCGACGCGUCGCCGCCGUCCAGCCCGGAAGAGUCCUCGCCGUGCCGAACCGUGCCGAGCCUCAACAGGAAGGACACGCUGGUGGCCCAGGUCGCCGACGAGGAGGCCAAAGAGGACAGCCCGCCGCCGUUUUCGGUGCAGCUGGAGUUGCGGCCGCACCCGGACGCCACCGCCCCCGAGGACGUCGUGCAGAGGCCCCAGCAGCAGCGGCUAGCCGCGGCGCCCGCCCUGCCCGUGCCCGUCCACAUCAAGAAGACCGACACGGUGCUGGCGCUGCAGACGCCGGCCGAGGCCGCGGCGCUGGACAGGACAGAGUUGACGUGACCGCGAGCAGUGCGCCGGAUAGUCUCCUUUUCCCCUUGUAGACGAGUCGGGCACAGCCUCGGCUCACCGACAUGAGCGAGCGGUGCAGAGCGCAGAGCGUUGCCAUGGAAGCGCUGCGCGGCGUGGCGUAACAGGGCGUAGCGUCGCACCGAUGACGUCACCCGUGACGUGGCUGUGACGUCAGUGCGACAUGUGCAGGAUGCAACCGGGCAGCUGCCGCAGUGCGGAGCAAGAACUCUCGCGGCUGGCCCGUGUCAGACCGAAAGUAUUGAAACCGAGAGUAUAGUGUGUGUGAGUGUGUGCGUGUCUGUCUCUGUGAGUGUGUGUGGCGAGGAGUCGAAAUCUCAGUGACGCGCGUUGCGGACCCGGGCCGGGAGCAGCGCAACGUUUCGUUGACUUUUAUUUCCCAAUUAGACUGAAUGUGUUGACGGAGUGCGACCGUUGCGUGGCCUGCUGUGCCUGCCCACCGCUGGCUUCAUGUGCACUCUUCGUCGAAGUCACAAUUUUGUGGGUAAUGUCAGGCAAUGUGUUGCUGGAAGUGAAGGAUUUGCAGUUUUAGUCAUGUUCUACGAUAGUUAUGGCGUAUAAGUGUACCAGUGACCUACUAAAUAACUUCUGAUUUUGAUGCAGAUUUUAUGUCUUUCCUCUGUUUGAAACGACAACUUUUUUUGCAUUCUAUUAAUGUUAAAAUUUUAGAAUAUUUCUGCUACGUUAAUAGUAUUUUAUGUCUUGUGUCGCAAGCCUGUUGAAUGGUAUUAUAUUUGUGUUCAAUUUUUAUGGGCUGAGUUGGUGGUUUUAGUGAUGAUUUCCAAGUGACUUAUAAUUUUAUUAUCACUAUAGCCCAUGAAAUUGCAAUUGAAAUGAAUGAUGAAUGACCUGUACAAUACGGAAGUCACAAUGUUACUACUGGGUGAAUGUGAUCUUCUUAGACCACUUUUAUUUAACGUGAGAUGACUUGUAGAAUAAAUGGAUCUGUAUAUAUUAAGUCUCAUGCAGCAGUUGUAAUGCUGCUCUUUAAUUUAUUUAUUAUUAAAAAAAUCUUCAUUUAAAUUCUUUAUUUGAAAUGUUCCUCCAAUCUGUGAAUUAAAAUGUGAAGUUGUACAGAAACUGCAGGGACAUCAGAUAACAUGUCUUGGAAUGUUGUUAUUCCCUGAAGUGCAGCAAGAAACUAAAUGGAGCAAGACCACUAAAGUAUGUGUAUUCGUACCUGAAUUUAACAUGUUUGUUACAUAUGUAAUGUUCAAUAUUAAACACAAAGAAGAAAAUUUGUACUGUUCAAAGAGAAAUACAACUCUGGUUGGUAUUUUGCUGAUUUGCCCGAUCUGUGUGGAUAUGUACGUUUAUGUGGUUGUUGUAAAGACUGGUUAAUAAUGUGACAUAAUAAAGAUCUUUACAAUAUUUUAA
This is a messenger RNA of Thrips palmi, 3801 nucleotides long. RefSeq lists its product as uncharacterized. Gene Ontology annotation, cellular component: cytoplasm; nucleus. Lineage: Eukaryota; Metazoa; Arthropoda; Insecta; Thysanoptera; Thripidae. The coding region runs from base 16 to 2397 and encodes 793 amino acids. The record is from RefSeq and is a predicted model, not a curated record. Gene Ontology annotation, molecular function: inositol tetrakisphosphate kinase activity; inositol-1,4,5-trisphosphate 3-kinase activity. The transcript is spliced from 6 exons. Gene Ontology annotation, biological process: inositol phosphate biosynthetic process.